AUGGACAUCGUGCCGUUCUCAACGGCCGCGGGCAACAACGGUGACGGUGGUAUUGGUGGUAGACAGGAGCAGGAAGCGAACCAGUACUUCUUGCAUUUGUUGCAGGAGAAUACUCAGGUGAACUUGUUCCUGAAUGACCCCCGCAUUCAAAGUGCCUUGGAGCUUCGCGCGGAACAACGACAUCGAUUUGCAUUGGACAACGUGUACGCCGAAGCCAACGCAUACAUUGCACACCUAGAGGCAACAGCGGAUGCGAAUCAUCGUCAACAGCUAGCAUUUGUUAGCCAAUCCACGCACCUGUUGGUGGGACAGCUACACAAUGAAGUACGAGUGCUAGAGACAAUCGCCCGAUCAGAACGACAAUCAGCCAAUGAGCUGCAGGCACAGCUGGCACGCGCACAAAGGGAAAGUCAUGAUGAAAGGUCUAUGGCCAUGCAGUUUGAUGCACAUCGAUCCGAGCUGGAAGCAGCAGCGCGCACGCUCACUGCGGAAAACAGACAGCAUGAACGCCGUUUCGCGGAAUUGCGCUCGAGUAUCGAAGAAAACCACAGUGAGAUGAUUGCCUUUUUAGGGUCUGAGUUUGAGGAAAAGCUUCAAUGGGAAGAAAACGAGUACUACCAUAGGCUAACCUCUGAGGCACAGCAGUACGAUAGCUUGGUUGAUGACCUGCAGGACAGGAACGCGGAGCUUAUAGCUGAGGUCGACUCACUCAGGACUGUCUUGUCGACAGCGGAGAGUAGCCCACCGCAAGGUGGUGCCGUGCCGGUGAAAGUCGAUCCCAGUGAGAGCUCCAAACUUCAACCAAGCCCACCGCAAGGUGGUGCCGCAGCGACAAGCCCUGCUACGCUUUCCAGCGUGGGAAGUGCCCACGAGGUGAUAAGUGGAGGUAAAGGCGGUAAAGGUGGGGAGAAGAAGGAUACCUCUAAGAUUCCUUGCAUCUUUUACCCCAAAGGCACCUGCAAGAACGGUAAGAAUUGCCCAUUCAUGCACAAGGAUGCCGCUCCCUCUGUCCCGGCCAAAGGCGAUAAGGCUGGCAAGGACGGGAAGAGAUCGCCCUCCGGCAAGCGCAGGCGACCCAGUAAGAAAAGGCCAAAGAGUGAGGACAAGCCAGCCGCUUGCUGUCUUUCCCUCACAGCCACCCUCACGGGUGAGCCACCGGCCGAUGCUGUGAAGGCCUACGCAGUAGCAGCCCGCAAGGGCCCUGCCGGAAAGCCCCGAAGCAGGAAAGUUCAGUUCCUAAGGCCAGAAAUCAUUGACAUCCCGCCUGAGGGUGAAGGCUGGAGCUUCGUACCAGACAAGCACAAGUUCGAAUUCAGGUACAAGUCUGCGGAGCUAUGCCCACCAUCAAUUCCAGAGGACACCGAAGAAGCUUUGCAGAAUGCCCGUGUCGGGGUAGAGAAGGAUUCUGCAUUCACUGCAAAGAAGCAAUUCCCCUGCCCCAACUUGCUGCAGCGGACCAUUGAUGGCAUGCUUAGCAGCAAAGUCCUCAGUCCAGCUGGCGCGGCAGAAGAUCCCAUCGAAAAGAUGGCGAAUUGCAUUCCUCCCAUUCCUGGGGUGGAAACGAGGUAUAGAAUCCGGACUACUUGGGGAUUCAAGGAUGACGUGUGGUCUUUGUUGGAGGAUUCAGUCAACAUUGACGAAUUGGACGGAAUCUAUGGGGAAGCGCAAGCCGACAGCGAUGUCGAGCCAUACACAAUGCCAAAGUCUAAGAAGGAUGAAGGGGGGGGAUACGAUGAAGCCGCAAUUCAGGAACAACUUAGCGAAGACCUGGAUGAAAUGUUCCCAGAGCUAUUUGGUCCUGAUCGUGAUAAAGAUCCUCCGCCGAAGGACGCGAAAGAAGCCACCCGCAAGGGUGAGUCAAAGUCUGAUUCCCGUGCAGCAUUGCUUGAUGAUGUUCCGUUCUCUGUGAAGCAGAAGCUGAAGUCCAGCGCAGCAGUAGCAGCGCAAGAACCACCGUAUGGUUAUACGUGGAGUGGGGAAUGUUUGGUCAAGAAGAACAACAAGAACCGCCCUAACGCUAUUGAUCAUACUGCAUGGAAGGCUAUGUCGAAAAGACAAAGAGCAACAGCAAUUGCAGAACAUGAGAAGAAGCUACAUGAGGAGAAUGAGGCACUGUAUCGUGAAGCUGUAAAGGCGGAUUGGUGGGACGGCGAAACCUACUUCGACCUCGCAGGCCGGGAACAGUCUGAUUUCGAGCUGGCAGUUGCAGCUGCCCGCAAGGGCAAGCCGGUUGGGCAUUUCAAGCUACUGAAUGUUGGUACAGCCGAACAAGUGGCGGAUGUGUUCACGAAGCCUUUCACUGAAAAGAACAAGUGGACGCAUGCCUUGAAGCUUAUUGGACAUACAACCAGCGCGAACGUAGCCGGGUGCAAACCCGAGUCGAAGGUCGAGGUUGACAACAAGGCUAACGAUUACAGCUUCAAGACCUUCGAAAAGCUAGCCCGCAUCCACACGGAUAAGUACAAUCAGAAAGAAUCGUACAACCUGACGUUCUCCUUCGCUGGUUCUGAUCUUCUCGACUUGCCCGAAGCGACUUCUACGAUCCCCAAGAUGGCAGCCAUCGUUGUGAGCGACGAGUUCUGCAGGGUCAACACCUCCGAAGCAGACAGGAAUGGGGUUACCAAGGCCAUGAAAACCAUUCUCCAAUCCGCCGCCCUCAACAACGAUAUCAUUUCGCUCGGCGCCGAUCAUGAGAGCCAGCUCUUGGAGUCGGCGUACAGCUGCGUAUCCACACAGUGCGCGGCUGGGGUAUCCUUGACCCAUGCCGACGCAACCACUGUGGCUCUGCGCCAGAUGGCUGACCUCAGUGACGAGGGACUCGCCAAGUUGAAGCCAACCGCAAGGUUGAGCCCCAAGGCCAAGCGAGCCAUCAUAGUCGUGUCAGACAGCUCCACUGCACUUUGCAAGAAGAACAGGCGGGGAGUGUUCGUUAAGGCCGACUUGGAUGCGGAAGUGAACAUCGCAAGCUUUACGCUGGGAUGGGCGCAGACUCGCUAUACCAUGUGUUGGGGUAAAACCUUGGCGUGGAUUGUCUGGCAGGUCGAGGAGCAUGUGAAGGAGCUCAGGAGCAACUAUCCGGACCACACCAUCGACAUAAUCUGCUGGUGGUGCGGGAACGAGAUCUCCGGCCAGUGGGGCUGCAUCCCCACGCGGCUAGGACCGGGACUCGCCUACAGAGAUCCCAAUGUCACAACGGAGACCGUCGCACGGAAAGUGAGAAGGGCAGCGGAUGUUUUAGCCGCCCUCGCGGGCGAGCCGGACAUUGGUUUUGUGAAGGUGAUUGGGCAGGUGGAGGCGGACUUGUUCCAACUCCACUCAGCCUACAACGACUUCAAUGCCGCUAUGUUCGAAGAGUUCAGGCAGCGCGGUCUGCAAGUGCAAACCGCAAGCUCCUUGGUCGAAAAGCUGGAAAUGUAUGACAGCUUUCACGCCAGCGAAGACCCUCGCAACCGCGAGUUAUUCCAGACCUACUUGCAUGCGACUAUCAAUGCAAGCAGGAGCGAAUGGCUGGCCCAGAAGAUGGCACCCUGUGUCAGGGCUUUGCUUGUUCGCUAUGAGCACUUUGAGACUGGCUCCGAUGCCAACAAUCCAGUGCUCGAGGAUGUCUUCAAGCAGUGGCGUGCAGAGAAGGACCAGCUGAUGAACCCGAAACAGGCCAAGCCAAUGCCGGUCACCCAGGAGGACAAGAUGUGGGAAGCCCCAGAUGCCGCUGACGCAAUCGACGUCAAUAAGAUCUCCGAGGGGCCACCCAUGGAUAAAGCCAUCCGCAAGGAUGUGCCAAGGAUCGGUGCAACCACGGACGUUAGUGCUGUGGCGGAAUGCGUCCAUGACAUCGUCACACAGGACGCAGACGGCAAGGUGUCCUACAACACCCCGGGCACGGUGGAACUGGUGGACGAGGGCGACCAGGUCGACCCUAUCCCCUCAUCGAUUGGACGUGUUGUUGAGCCAGCGCCUCCGAAGAAGACUAAGAAGUCUGAUCGAGACGAGGAUGCCAUGCGUAGGCUCAUGUUCAUCGAUGAAAGCGCCCCGCAAGGGGCUGCCACUGUGCCAGAGCUUCCAAAUGAGUACUUCUACAAUGGCAAGAAGCACUUGAUGAAGCCCUUCAACCCGGAGGACAUUGUAGGAGACAGGCACGUGACAUUCAAACACGGAGACCUGAAGUUCCUCACCAAGCUGCUGCGUGGCCAUGAAAUGGACAGCUUCCCUGCAUUGAUCUUUGACCGUGGGUGCUGGACAGACGUUGACACUCUGCUCCAGGUCUUCAACACGGCACGAGGCGCACGCUGGGGUGUGAGGCAGCUGCUACGCGCAGCGAAAGCCGAUAAUAAGGGAUGGCCCAAGGGCUAUAAGUCCAAGCUCAUCGGCAAUAACCCGGACGCGGACUUCUUCCUUGCGACCAGGUUCUACAGCGGAUUGUCCGAGUACGAGGCAGACCUGCAGAGCAGCGUCAGGGGGGUCACUGUGCUCUCCCGCGAGGAUACCCCCCCAAAGCUCUUCCACCGCACGAAUGAAAAGGGAAUGAAGGGUAUCCUCCGCGAUGGAAUGAUCGCCGGCUCCGCGAGGUCAGACAGGUCCCACAACUACCUGUCCCCGUACAAGUUGGACGACACCCACUACAAGAGUGGAAUGCGCUCCAACCAGCCGAUCGAGUUGACGAUAGACACGCAGCGAGCAAUCGCCGCUGGAUGCGUUUUCUUCGUCACGGAGACCGACGGCGUCCUCACACGGGACAAUGUGCCUCCCGAUUGCGUGCUGUCCGCCAUCGACACCAGCAAAAAGAACCUCCCGCUCUACGUCGCCGAGCACAAAGAAGCCGCCCGCGAGGGUGAGCCAGAGCGCAUUUUCCGCGCAAAGCGCGACUAUGAGGAGGCCGCAGCAGCAAGCUCAUCAUCGGCACCGCCCCCAAAACAGGCGGCUAUCGCUCCCAAAGCGAUUGCUUCAAAGAAGAUGCCGAAGGUGGUUCCCAAGCCCGCCGCAAUCGCCGAAAAGGACGAAAGCAUGGACUUGGAUGAAGCCACCCGCGAGGGUGAGCCUGCUGAUGCUGCUGGUGCAUUCGACCUUGACGAAACCAAGGUUGAGGUUGAGGUCGAAGUCGAUGAAGGCGAUACAACGGAUGCGGGUGAGGAUGAGCCGUACCCACUUGGCUCUCACCCAUGCCGCGAGUGCGCAGCAGUCGUUGCCAAUGGCAUGCUGUUCUGCCUCCGUUGCAAGGCUCCCCAGACGGAUGACUCCAAGAAAAUCACAAAGCGAGUCUUUGAGAAUUCGAGACUCCGCCAGCGCCUUCUUGCCACCGCUGCGACCGGAGCCCAGAAGCCCAUCGAUGAUCUCCUCGCGAGUGACCUUCGAGGCCUGGGCGAGGGACCAAAGAAGCGUGGUCAGAUGAGCGCGGAGGCCGCCGCCAUUCGUGACGCCAAAGACCGAAAGAUCAGGGCCGCCAAGUUGAACUUUGACACCGUGUCCGACCGCUUCGAGAAGGACGCGCAGUUCAACGUGAGAAUGAUGCAAGAGGGCCGCAGCCUUGAGGACAUGCAGAAAUUCGAUCACCUGUCGAACGCUGUGCUUCCCGAUCCAGGACGCAGUGAGGAGCAGCGCUACUUGCGUGCUGGCUCCCAUUAUGGUGGUGGCAAUGUCCCGCCUGCGAAGCUGGUCUAUUAUGCCCACUGCGAAGUGGAGCCGUUGAGGAACUUGCGGUUUAUCGAUGAUACCGCGGAUGUCCCCAUCGGCUUGACCUACCUCGGUGCAUUCCUCCCUCCGCGACUCUAUGCUGAGGUGGCAGCAGUGAACGAUGCUGCGAAAAGGAUCCUGACUUUCGACGGCGAAGUCUAUGUGUCGGCUACCACAAUUGAAGGCAUCACAACUGAGAUCGGACAGAUUCUUACCGAUAGCCUCCGUAGUGCUCAGGACCAGACAGACCAAACGGAACGUCUGGCAGAGCGCAAUCGCCAGGCUGCAGUCCAGAACCGCCCAUCCCAAAAGGGACGUGGUCGCACGACAGCACCUGAGCCCAUGUACAGAGGCUAUACUCAGGCCCAGUGGGACGAGUACUAUCGCCAGCGUCGUGGAGGUUACACUCAGGCCGAGUGGGAUGCAUGGAACCGCACCCAUAGGCGCUGA
Messenger RNA from Symbiodinium sp. CCMP2592, 6117 nucleotides. The record is from the annotation of a GenBank genome assembly. NCBI's taxonomy places the organism in Eukaryota, Dinophyceae, Suessiales, Symbiodiniaceae.